Molecule: messenger RNA, 2177 nt
Organism: Geodia barretti
Lineage: Eukaryota; Metazoa; Porifera; Demospongiae; Tetractinellida; Geodiidae
Source: the annotation of a GenBank genome assembly
GCGUUUGGGGUUAGAUCACAUAAAUGGCGGCUCAACAAGACGAACGGGAGCAGGCACCUGGACGACCCAGAGUGCGGCGGUGGUGGCAGGACAACGGCAUUUGUCCUCCGCUGGCGGUCAAGGAAAAGGAAGGCAGGGGUGGAGGCGUGUUCACAACGGAGGAUCUGAAAUGCGGCACCGAAGUUCUGCCGCCCAUUGCCCCGCUGGCCUGCGCCCUGAUGAGUGACGUAAGAGGAUGUUACUGCGAUUACUGUUUCAAAUCAGUCGAAGAUUGCGGAAAACCACUACGGAGAUGUAGCAGAUGUAGGUUCGCUUACUAUUGCAGCAAAGCUUGCCAGGAAAGUGACUGGAGGUCUCACAAACACGAGUGCAGAGUUACUAUCUCGAAAGCUUGGCUCAGUGUAAUGAUGAGGCUUGUUCUAAGAUGCAUGCAUAUCCAGGGUAAGCAGAAACAAGAACUGGAUCUUCUGCGUGCCAGUGAUGACAAUUUACUGAGUGAGGGUGCAAGCAAAGACACACAGAACUGCAUCCACGGUGUUUUGGGUUUUUUGGACACCGAUGAUCCUGCAACUAAGAAGAAGAUUGUCGACAUAGCUUAUAAGAUUACUUUCAACGGCUUUUCGAUCCACGAAGACGAAUUACGUCCAAUUGGUGUAGGUCUAUACACUUGUUUGUCGCUGUUUAAUCACUCUUGUGUGCCAAACUGUGCUGCGGUGUCCGAUGGUAGAAAGCUAGUCGUGAGGACUGUUGCAGAUAUCAAGGCUGGCGAACAGUUGGUGGUGAGUUAUCUGGAUCCAUUUGAUACUCCUGAACAGAGGAAACUUAAACUGACUGAGUACGGGUUUGAGUGUGACUGUGAAAUGUGCAACACUGAGCUUUACCCGGUGAGAAGAAAUCCUCAAUGAUUACUUUCCAUGGCUUUUCACACCAACGUGGAAAGUGGGAAGUGCCCUAUUUAGAGAUAUGUCCACUGCAUGCAAGAAAUGUUCAUCGGGAAAUGAAAUGUGUCCUUAUUCGAGUGGGGUCCGUAUUUCGGUGGUUAUAUUGCAUGCAAGAACUGGGCUCAUGGAAAUGAAGAGUGUUCCAUGGGUUUCCUUAGAGAGGGGUUCCACUGUGCUGUAAUAAUGUAUGCUGGUUGUUUUGAUGCAGGAUUCACCAUUUAGAGCAUUGGAAGCUGGACUGGGUAAGUGUGUAUCACUAAGUUCUUAGUUAUAGCAUCAUAGUUUUAUAGGGCUAUGAUAGAGAGUUUUGUUCAUCUUCUUCUUCCUAAAAUCUUAAAACCAAUCAAAGGGAUUGCAGAUCAACAAUUAAGUUAACGGGGAAAAAAGGACAGUGAGAGAGAUAGAGGCAAUAUAGGAAUAGAGUCAGCGAGAAAUGAGGAACCGACAAGGACAGCAAAGUGGCGAGCAUAUGUAGCUACUGGUAGAAGUUGUGUAUGAUGUUACCCAUUGUGUGACUCCUUCCAGAAGGCAGCUCUCCCGAUGAAGUCAGAGUCGCAGUUGAAAGAGGUGUGGAAUCACUGAAAAGAGCCAAGUAUCUCAUGGACAUGGACGAUUGGAGAAGAGCACUGGUUGAGAUCGGGUCGUCUCUCUCCAGGCAGGCUGGGAUUCUGCACUGCAUGCACAACGUGACACUUACCACACAGGAGCAGCUUUACUAUGCCUAUAUGGGUCUUGAAAACUUGCCUAUGGCAGUGGAGGCAUGUGAAAAGCUGUCAGAGCCAUAUCAGCGCUAUCUGCCAAAGUACCACCCCGUGUUGGGAUCACAUGUGUUUCGGCUGGGGACACUUUUGUUUCAACUGGGCGUCUUUUCUAAGAACUGUCAUAAACUUUCCGAGUGUCUCACUGUUCUUACCAAGGGUGUUGAGCAUUUGAGGGUAACUCAUGGACCAGACCAUCCCUACACUCAGUAUGCUGUGGCAACCUUGGAGAAAGCACAGGCAGUACUAUCCAUGUUGAGUGAAGCAUAGUGACUGACAGAGCCAUCAGAACAUUAUCAUUUAUCACCACUAUAGUCAUUUGUUGCAUACUCAUUUGCGUAUCAUCUUAUCUGCUCACUGUAGAUUCAACUUGAGACCAACAAAGUACGCAGGCCAAGCUAGCUUAUCACCCAGGUUUCCGUUAUGUGCAGAGUUUACGAGAAAAUUGUAUACAGCGUUCACCUCUGAACUUUGAAUC